AUGGGCAAUUGUUUGGGUUUUGGACCUGAAGGUGUGAGAAAAGGAGCAUGUGCUGCACGCAUCCAGGCUUGUUGCUAUGGUGGAGAAAUUCCUGCUGGUGGAUGGUUUGCCUGUUGCCAGAGGAGAGGUGCCAAGGGUGAUGGUAAAGGCUCAACAGUGACAGUGUGCUUUGGACUGUUUCUUGGUAUUUUGGGUAUCUUAUUCAUUGCAGGGGGAGUUAUGGUUGGCUACUACCCAAAGAAGCUUGAGGAGCCGAUACUUUUCUAUGUUGAAGAUGCCACACAACAUGAAUUCUUGCCAACGUAUCAGCUCAUGAUUGCAAUUGGAGUCUUUUUAUUCCUAUCAGCCGUCUGUGCCUGUUGUUUCGGUGUCGGAGAUGGUGACAAAGUUGGAGGCUGUUGCUUGCUGCUUGCUUUCAUCAUGGUCAUUGUUGUGGUUGGCCGCCUAAGCUACAGUGUCAGCAAAUUUGACAGCGAAAGAGUAGAGUCCGAUAUAAGGAAGAAUAUGAUGGCUAAAAUAAAUACCGGUAGCACGGACCCCAUUUUGGAUUACAUUCAGCAAAAUUUAGAAUGUUGUGGAGUAGAGGGACCAUCAGAUUGGCAGCAUAACAUCAAGUUUAACAAUGAAACUGUUCCCGACUCUUGCUGUAAAGUUGAAACUCCCGACUGUGGACAGAAUUACAGACCAGAUAACAUAUUUCUGGGUGGAU
This is a messenger RNA of Paramuricea clavata, 709 nucleotides long. NCBI's taxonomy places the organism in Eukaryota, Metazoa, Cnidaria, Anthozoa, Malacalcyonacea, Plexauridae. The record is from the annotation of a GenBank genome assembly.